Molecule: messenger RNA, 2178 nt
Organism: Nymphaea colorata (pocket water lily)
Lineage: Eukaryota; Viridiplantae; Streptophyta; Magnoliopsida; Nymphaeales; Nymphaeaceae
Product: DNA repair protein XRCC3 homolog
Exons: 4
Coding region: 741-1622 (293 amino acids)
Biological process (GO): telomere maintenance via recombination; t-circle formation; double-strand break repair via synthesis-dependent strand annealing
Cellular component (GO): Rad51C-XRCC3 complex; replication fork
Molecular function (GO): four-way junction DNA binding; ATP-dependent DNA damage sensor activity; ATP hydrolysis activity
Source: RefSeq, a predicted model, not a curated record
GAUAGACCCCACCCCACCCGACUCCGCCGACCCGCGCUUUCAAUUUUGGGCGUUACCUUCUUUCUUGUGGCGCGGGAAGGACAGUCUCAGGGUUGGGGGCGGGAAGGAGCCGAUUCUCCUCGCGGGGAGAGAGAUAAACAUCUAUUCAAGAGUCAGAAAACGUUCCUUCGUCGUCAGAGAGGGAGCGGAGAGGCGGUUCCAUCACUUUCCUUCGCUCUAUCGAUAGAGAGUGGAGAAACGACGGAAUAAACGAUAUCGUUUCCCUCUCUCUUCCCCGUCCGUUGCCGAUCGAGGGAGAGGGAGAAGAUAAGAGGGCUCGAGAGAUCGACAGCAUUUGCCUGAUUAACUCACCGUCUCUUUUCGUUACCGUCAGAGAGGAACGCUGCUCACUGGCGCUGCUCCUGAUCUUCCUUCUCACCAGCAUCCUUCAUCUCCUAACCAGUUGAUCCGAAAGCUGGUUUUUGGUUCAUGCAUCUCUAAGAAGAAUUUUCAUUUCAAACAAGGGUAUCUAAAACCUCCAUCUUACAGAGUAUAUGUUGCUCGAGACUUCGGUGCAGAAUUGUUGUCAUGAAGCAUGCAGACCAUGACAAGUUCGGGCAUCACUGUCUAUGGAACAUCAGUAUGAGGUUGUCAAGCAUCAAGUUUCAUCAGAGAUUAACAAACAGGAAGAAGCUGAUGGAUGGAUUUCCCAGAAAAAGAAAGCUUGAGAUAGGAAAUCUCUCUUUCUUCUCCAAAACCCGAUGAUUACUGAGGAAGAAAUAGCGAAGCAGCAACUGCCGGCAGUGACGACCGCCGCCGACCUCCUCCUCUUAGCCCAAAAGUUGCCCACUGGCUGUCCAAACCUCGACCGGUUCCUCGCAGGUGGCAUCCCGUGCAGAUCCAUUACCGAGCUUGUUGGAGAGAAUGGCGCUGGCAAAACACAACUUUGCCUCCAGCUCCUCUUGCACUCCCAGCUGCCUCCCUCUCCCUCUGCCUCUGCCUUCUACAUCUCCUCCGAGCCUCCGCUGCCUCUUCGUCGCCUUCAGCAGCUCGCCGACUCCUUCCUCCUCCACCUCCCCCCCAGUAGCCGCCCAUCCACCCCGCUCGACAACAUCUUCCUCCACUCCGUCCAGACGGCUGACGACCUCCUCUCCCUCCUCCACCGCCUCGAUCCAAUCCUCCCUCGCCUGCGCCUCCUGGUCAUAGAUUCCAUCGCCGCACUCUUUCGGUCGGAGUUUGAGACAUCUUCCACCGACCUCGUCCGCCGGUCUAAUCUGUUCUUUCGGAUCGCUGGCAAGCUUAAAGCCCAGGCAACCCGGUUUGGGUUCGCUGUUGUGGUGACAAACCAGGUAGGAGAUGUGAUCGGAGUAGAGACAGGAGGAGGAGGAGGUUUUCGACCAUUGGUGACGUCCGGGAGGAGAGUGUGCCCCGCACUUGGCCUCUCAUGGGCCAACUGCGUCAACACCAGGUUGUUCCUCUCGAGGAGCCAAGAGUGCGACUUCAGGAUUUCGGAUCUAAACCAGACCCGGACCCGUAGAAGGAUGCAGGUAGUGUUUGCCCCUCAUCUACCCAGUGAUGGUUCAUCCUGCGAGAUUACCAUCGACAGACAUGGUGUGCACGGUCUGUUGGAUUCGGGGCUUUGAGUGGAUUGGUGCAGGUUUUUGAACUUUCUGCAUUCAUCUUUCUAAUCAUUCCUCAUUCGGUUUCUGAUAUCAUUGCUAUUGUAUUUCUAAUAUUGUGUUUAAGUGGUUUCUCUUGCAAAGAAAAAAAAAUGUGGUUUCUCAUGUAGCUUGUAAAAAGGUGUGCAGAUCAUAUAGUUUGAAGCUGGUUAUAUGUGCCACAAUUUUUUGUGCAUGGAGUUGCAAAGUUACCAAUUUGUACCCCAAAAUUGGUGGCUUCGGUCAGUGAUGCUAACGUGAGCGGUCCUCUGUAAACAGCCAUUGACCAAAGUGUAAAGAAACAAAAGAUGAUGUUAUGUUUGUUAUAUCAGCAAAAGCUGGUUGCUUUGUAAAAGGUUCGAAUUUAGACAUCUUCCUCUCUUCUUGCUCCUUCCUGUUUAGGGAAGAAUUCCUUUUGUCAUCGGGGAAUUCUCUUUGCUUACUACAAUGAUGGCGGAGGAAGGCACGAGCAUGAUUGAGUCUACGAGUUGGUAAUCACUCAUCUUCCCACGGGGGCACAAUUUUGAUGCUCUCUUGCUUA